Messenger RNA from Coffea arabica (coffee), 2468 nucleotides. The record is from RefSeq and is a predicted model, not a curated record. Lineage: Eukaryota; Viridiplantae; Streptophyta; Magnoliopsida; Gentianales; Rubiaceae.
UCGGCCAGUGGACCAACAGCAGCCCUUCUGGGUCUCAAUCAGUAUUUAGGCAGGGUAGCAACUCAUGCAACAAUAACUUUUGUGGCACUGCUGCAACCCUUUUGCUACAUCAACAGGGGGAAGCAUGUUUUCUGGGAAUUCAAACGGUGCAUUUGGAGCAUCAUCCUUUGCUUUUGGAAGUUCAGCAUCAUCCACAACUGCUCCUUUCUCAACCACCUUUGAAACUUCAGCCUUGCCUUCUACGGUUUUUAGCCAGGCGCCUAGCAGUGCACCUGUAGUAUCUCAAUCAGCAUUUGGGGAAGUCAGCAAGUUUGACGUUAACAAUUCUUUUUCCUCCAAACCAGUCACAGCAACUCCUUUUGGUAGCAUCAGUGGAGGAGCAAUAUUUGGUGGAAAUUCAACAUCCAAAUCACCAUUUGGAGUAACUUCAUCGCCUUCAACAUCCAAAUCACCAUUUGGUGAACCAUUACCAUUUUCUUUUGGAAUCUCGUCAACUACAACAGGAGCACCUAUCUUCAACAACAUUGGAAGUUUGAUUCAACCUUCUCAAUCUAAAUCAACUAACCAUGCCUUUUAUUCAUCAAGUCAAUCUGUUUUUGGGAGCAGCGGUGUGCUGGCAUCUGGCAUAAGUACUUCGGUUUAUUCUGGCUUUCAACAUGGUGGCUCUUGCUCAAGGCCACCAUUUAGCUCUACUGGCCUUGCUUUUAGUUCAAAUGGUGCACCUAACAACUUUAACUCUGUAUCUCGGGGUGCAAUUGGAUCUUCCACCACUCCCAUAACUGGAGCCCCUAGCAACUUUAACACUGUAGCUUCAAACAACCCUGAACUGCAGAAUUCAAGGUUCACAUUUUGCCAGCCAAAUUCGCAAUUUAGUGAGCCAAAUUUACAAUUUGGUAGUAACAAUGGACCUACUGCUUGGGAAACAAAAAAGUUCUAUUCAGGAUAUCAACCGGCAAGUACAAGCAUGAAAUCUGGACAAUCAGUUAUGGAUUGCCAACGUUAUGGUAGUAAAAUAGCAUCUUCUGUUGCAACUAAGGAAGUGGAUAUAGGUAGUACUGAACCUGCUGGAAAAUUGUUCUCCAUCUCUGCCAUGCCCUUUUACAAAGACAAGAGCCAUGAAGAGCUGAGGUUCGAGGACUCUAAUCAAUUGUUAAGGAGUAAAGAUGCAGCUUCUGGAUUCAUCUUUCAGUCUAAUCAACCCUCAGCUGGCAAGACAAACGCUUUUUUAGGGCCUACUGCUGUCACUCCACAUAGUCAACUAAAAACAUCAAGUGCAAUAUCAAUUGUAUCAGGACCUUGGACAGGCAAUUCAACUGGUUUUUCUUAUAUUGGUGACCAAUGUCGUGGAAGUAAAAUAGCAUCUUAUGUUGCAACUAGGGAAGUGGAUAUAGAUAGUACAGAACCUGCUGGAAAAUUGUUCUCCAUCUCUGCCAUGCCCAUUUACAAAGUCAAGAGCCAUGAAGAGCUGAGGUUCGAGGACUCUCAUCAAUUCAUAGGGAGUAAAGAUGCAGCUUCUGGAUUCAUCUUUAAGUCUAAUCAACCCUCAGCUGGCAAGACAAAUGCUUUUUCUGGACCUACUGUUGUCAGUCUCGAUAGUCAAUCAGAAUCAUUAAGUGCAAUAUCAACUGGGACAGGAUUUUUGACAAGCAAUUCAAGUGAUUUCAUUUGGCCAAAUCAUGAACCAAUUACAACUCCACAGAUAACUCAAAUUGUUGUAGCAACAGAUGGCGCUUCCACUAGCAUCUCACAACAGUCAAUUUCCACUAUGGAUGCAGGAACUUGUCGUCAGAGUGGUGGCAUGCAGCAGUCUGAGUCUCAGAGCACCAUCGCUCUAGACCCAUCUGUUGUUGCAAGUCCUUUUGGAAUGGAGUCUAGAAUACAGAUAUCAAUGGGUGGUAGAGCAGCAACCACAACUGUUCAAUAUGGAAUUUCUUGCAUACCGGUAUCUGACAAACCUGCUCCAGUGAAAAGAAAUUCAUUGUUGACUGCUAGAUGUUUGUCUCUAAGCCAAAACUGGCCAUUAGUUGAGAAGUACCGGCCUAAAAAUGACAGCCAGAAGGUUCCAUUUUAUGAAGAAAAAGUACCUGGAUAUACAAAGUUGGCGCUUCCUUUAUUCCAAGGGAAAAUGCAAGAUCUUGGGUUCUAAACUCCAUGGUGGAGCGGCCUCUAAAAACAAAUUCACGGAAUUCCUCUUUACUGGAGGAGUCCGUAUCUGCAUCUGAGAGUGGAAAUUUUGAGGCUGAUGUUGAAGCAAUACUGCCAAAACUCCAAUGCCCAGAUUAUUAUAUAAAGCCUCCGGUCGAGGAGCUAGCUGCAAAAGAAAGGGCUGAACCAGGAUUCUGUCGCCGCGUGAAGGAAUUUGUGGUUGGAAGAGAGGGUUAUGGAAGCAUCAGGUUUUUAGGGGAAACAGAUGUGAGAAAUCUUGACGUUGAAUCUGUUAUCCAGCUUAACCAUCGAGAGGUGAUUGU